Messenger RNA from Striga asiatica, 468 nucleotides. Lineage: Eukaryota; Viridiplantae; Streptophyta; Magnoliopsida; Lamiales; Orobanchaceae. The record is from the annotation of a GenBank genome assembly.
AUGGCUAUCUCAUCCUACCCAACCCCAGCCGAAGCUGGCAUACUAUGCCUAAUUCUAGCAAACACUGCAAUGUCUAUCUCAGCCAUGAAAGAACUCUUCCGCUCGAUCCUUAGCAUGAUUGGCAUCCACAUCUCGUCGUGGAACGAGCUCUCGGUCGAGCCCCCUGACUCAGUAGAGUUUCGCCUGAGCCCCUCCGAGUCCUACAUGGACGAGUUCCGGCGCCUGACCCUGGCUGUGAGAUACGAUUCGGUUAUCCCGUGUGGGGCCCACGGACAAGAAUGCUCGAUCUGCCUGUUGGAGUUUGACCCGGAGGCCGAGGUCAACCGCCUCUCGUGCGGCCACGUUUUUCACAAGCCAUGCCUCGAGAAAUGGCUGAGAUGUUGGCGCACGACGUGUCCACUCUGCCGUCACCCCAUGAUGCCUGAAAAAGUCGAAGAAGAAGAAGAAGUAGAUACUUGCCCUAUGUGA